CAUGUUUACAUCUGAAACAGAAACAUUUGGUUAUGUUCAUGAAUAAUUGUAGACGAUGCUCUUUAUUUAGUUAAAGCAGCAUGUUUUAUAAGGAACUUCUUUACAUUAUAGCUUUCUUAAGUUUGACAGGAAUUCAUAUUUCCUUCUGUGUCACAGCAGAUGAACCAUCUAAUAUCCUUGCCAUUCAAGACCCUACCAUAUUGGUAUCCACCUUAAAUGGGACAUUGUAUGCAGUUAGCAUGAAAACAGGAGCAGUUAAAUGGAUCUUAAAUGAAGAACCUGUAUUGAAACUUUCUUUGAGUGCUAGUGAGAAAAAAAUUUUACCUGAUCCUCGAGAUGGAUCCCUUUAUAUGUACAUAUCUGGUCGUGGUAGAGAUGAUUUGAAAAAAUUAAGGUAUACUAUAGCAGAACUUAUUCAUCGUGCUCCAUUGCGGUCAAGUGAUGGUUUGCUUUACACAGGUAAAAAAAUAGAUACUUGGUUUGCUAUUAAUCCUGUUACUGGAGCAAAAUUGGAGACAUUUUCUGUCAAUGGACCUGAGAAAACUUGCCCAGUUGUCCAUAAGAAUGCAGUUUUUAUAGGACGCACAGAUUUUGAACUGUCCACAUACGACACCCAAUUUGGCAUUCAAACGUGGAAUGUCACAUAUUCUGAUUAUGCAGCUAUUAGUUCUCUUGAGUUGGACAAUGAAUAUGAUGUGACUCACUUUACGUCUUGUUCCAGUGGACGAAUGCUUUCUGUUGAGAAACAAAGUGGUGACAUAAUGUGGUAUAAUGAUUAUGGCUCUCCCAUUGUUGGUGUUUAUUUGCUUGAACAAGAAGGCUUAAGAAGUGUUCCGUUUCAUAGUAUGUCUUUGGAAACAUUGGAAUACAUCAGUCAUGCUCAAGCAUCUCAGUGGGAGCAUCUUUUCUCAAAGUAUUCUGCUGGAUCACUUUUACAUACAUUAUACAUUGGUGAACAUAUACAUGGAUUAUAUGCAAUAACUUCCUUGGUUGAUGAUAAACAGCCUAUAAUUACUAUUCGCAAACCAAAACCUCUGCUUUUAGAAGGACCAAAUAGUACAGUUACAAUAUCAUCAGAGAAAAAUCCAAAUGAAACAUUUGAAUACAUAAACUAUUCAUAUGGGUCAAUGAAUGAUGAUGCUGAGGACAAAGAUAUUUUUAUUGGUCAUUAUGAAAUCCCAGAUUAUGCCAAUCGGGCAUUUUCUCCUCUUUUACAAAUUGGUUCAACUUAUAACAAUGUCCCUCACAAGCCAGUUAUUCCAAAACCUAAUCCAGGAGCUAUCCAUGACUGUUUGGCAUAUGACACAAAUACUACCAUGCUUUAUUAUUGCCGAGCAAAAUAUUCACUUUUACUUCCAUUCAUGAAACCAAAGGAAACAUUGUCAUCAGUGUCAGUGCAAACUGAAGAUACACCCGAGAUGAGUUUAUUUCUGUCUUGGUUUCUUGCACUUCUACUGUUCUUACUUUUUGGAAUUUUGGUUAGUUUGGUUAUCUUCUUUUAUUUACAGGCACAGAAUUCUCGUGUCAGCGUUAUUUCUUAUUCUACGUUAUCUGACAAUCACAUACAAGUUGGCAAAAUUUCUUUUAAUCCUUGUGAUAUUCUUGGACAUGGUUGUUAUGGCACUUUUGUGUACAGGGGUACAUUUGAAAAUAGGAAUGUAGCUGUUAAAAGAGUGCUACCAGAAUGUUUUAAUUUUGCUAAUCGAGAAGUUGAUAUGUUAAGAGAAUCUGAUGAGCAUCCUAAUGUUAUUCGAUAUUUUUGUAUGGAGCAAGACAAACAAUUUCAUUACAUAGCAUUAGAACUAUGUGCUGCAACAUUAUGCGAUUAUGUAGAGGAUGAAAAUUUCAAGCGCAACAAUUUGGAUCCGCUUUCUCUUCUUCAACAAGCAGCAUCAGGGCUUGCUCAUCUACAUUCAUUAGACAUUGUUCACAGAGAUAUCAAGCCGCAUAAUGUUCUUAUUUCAAUGCCUGGCCCUUCAGGAGAAGUAAAAGCUUUAAUAUCAGAUUUUGGUAUGUGUAAAAAGCUAGCUAAUGGUCGGAUAUCAUUUUCAAAACGAUCUGGGACUACAGGAACUGAAGGGUGGAUAGCUCCUGAAAUGCUGCAGGGAGGAGAGAGAACUACAUGUGCUGUGGAUACAUUUUCCUUGGGACUGGUGUUUUAUUAUGUAUUAACUGGAGGCAAACAUCCAUUUGGUGAUCCAGUUCGAAGGCAGGGAAAUAUUCUUAAUCAAGAGUACUGCUUAGAUGAUUUAGAUGAAAAAAGGUUUCCUGAAGCUUUCUAUCUCAUUGAACGCAUGAUUAAGCAUAAUGCUUUGGAAAGGCCACCUGUUGUUGCUAUUUUAAAGCAUCCAAUUUUUUGGUCCAGAGAGAAAAUUUUAGGUUUCUUUCAGGAUACAAGUGAUCGCAUAGAGAAAGAACCUACUGACAGCAUUAUAGUAAAAACCCUUGAAAAGUAUGCUUAUUCUGUUGUUGAAGGAGAUUGGAGAGAACACAUUACUGUUGAACUGCAAAAUGAUCUUCGAAAAUUUCGAACGUAUAAAGGUCAUUCUGUUCGAGAUCUUUUGCGAGCAAUGAGAAAUAAAAAACAUCAUUAUCGAGAAUUACCUGCUGAGUUAAGAGACUCUCUUGGUGAAAUUCCGGAUGAAUUUGUAACCUACUUUAUUUCUCGUUUUCCUAAACUUUUAAUUCACACAUAUUUAGUCAUGCAGCUAUGUAAAAAUGAGAAUGUAUUUUUAAAAUAUUAUGAUUCUGGCACAGAAUUGUCUUAUUUAGAACCAAAGGAAAAAUAUAUACCUUGGUAUUAUGGGAGAAAAAUGAAAUCUUCAAAUUUAUGUAAUAGUUCUGAGGUAAUGUGUGAUACUAAAGCUGAAGUCCAAUUAGAACCUUGCAGUGAUAUUAAUGCAGAAUGCAUUGAAGAUAGUAUAAUUACGGAACCCAUUUCUAAUUCAGAAAUGUUAUUUUCUGAUAAAAACUGUAAUUGCAUUUCAGAUAUGUAUGUAAGCAAUGAAGUAACUGAGAGCAAUGUAAACAUACAUAAAGAACAAAUGGGUGCCCCAAGAAAUUUAGAGAAAAAUGUGCCUCAUAAUUCAGUGAAGAAGAAAAAGCCGAAGAAGAAACAAAAAACUCUCUUAUUUAAUGGUGCACAAUUAGUCACUGAGUAAAACUUUGUUUUGUUAAAGACAUCAGAUUACUGUCUUUUGCAAAUUAAAUUUUAUUAAAAUAAUAUAUUUUGAUAAUGGUGAUGGGUAUAUUUUCACCAGAUUUACUUUUUUCUGUUCUUAAUAUUUAGUUAUGUUUGUAGAUAUUUUUAAAUAUUAUCACCACACAGAAUUUUAUAAAAUGAGUGUAUGUUUAAUUUGUAUAUAUUUGUAUAGAGAUAAAUGUUAUUUAUAUGAAACAACAUUAUCAUCUAAUAUUGUUUGU
Molecule: messenger RNA, 3423 nt
Organism: Stegodyphus dumicola
Lineage: Eukaryota; Metazoa; Arthropoda; Arachnida; Araneae; Eresidae
Product: serine/threonine-protein kinase/endoribonuclease IRE1-like
Biological process (GO): mRNA processing; intrinsic apoptotic signaling pathway in response to endoplasmic reticulum stress; IRE1-mediated unfolded protein response
Cellular component (GO): IRE1-TRAF2-ASK1 complex
Molecular function (GO): ATP binding; protein serine/threonine kinase activity; RNA endonuclease activity
Source: RefSeq, a predicted model, not a curated record